Molecule: messenger RNA, 1177 nt
Organism: Penicillium canescens
Lineage: Eukaryota; Fungi; Ascomycota; Eurotiomycetes; Eurotiales; Aspergillaceae
Product: CFEM domain-containing protein
Exons: 4
Coding region: 224-988 (254 amino acids)
Source: RefSeq, a predicted model, not a curated record
GCUUCGUCCACUACCGACACUCAAUUUCCAGUCCGGGGCAAGUGGCUGUGACUCGGCUACAUGCAGAGUUUGAUUCUCAGCUAGGAUUUACAGGUCCCAUUUAUAAAACACUAAGCCCUUGCUCUCAAGUUCAGUUCUGAUCCUUCACAGUCUUCCCUUCACUUCUCAACAUCUCCAUAUCCUCUACCUCUCUAGUCAAUUGAGACUUUUCUCAAACAUCACAAUGAAGUCCUUCUCUCCCAUUGCCCUGGCCCUUCUGGCCGCUGCCGGCUUCGCUGUUGCCGACCCUUCUGCAUCCGAUUGCGCUCAAAUGUGUGUCUCCAACAUGAACAACAAGGCUUCUGAGCUGGGCUGCAAGCCUGGUGACCUGUCCUGCCUUUGCAAGACCGACGACUACAAGUUCGGUAUCCGCGACUGCACCAAGCAGGCCUGCCCCAGCGACGACGCCGAGCAGGUCCUCUCCAUGGCCGUUGCCAAGUGCCCUGGCGGUGUUGCUGGCUCUGACGCUAGCUCUACCUCUGGCUCCGGUUCCGACUCCAGCUCUACUGCCUCUGGCGCCGGUGCUGGCUCUGACUCCACUGGCUCCGUGACUGGUACCUCGACCGGCUCUAUAACCGGUGCUACUGGCGCCGCUGGCUCUACGACUGGUUCCAUCACUGGCUCCAUGACUGGCACCGCUACCGCCACUGGCUCUGGUACUGGUAUAUCUAGCUCCAUUACGACUAUGACCAGCACCGGCACUGUGUCCGGCUCCAUGACCACCAUGACUAGCACCGGCACUGCUGCCUCUUCCACUGAGACUGGCUCCGGCAGCUCCAACUCCGACUCCGACUCCAACGGCUCCGGCUCUUCUGACUCCAGCAGCCAGUCCGACUCUGCCUCCGGGUCUGCUGCUCCUUCCACCAGCACUGGCGCUGCUGUCCCUAUGGCCACAGUCGGCAGUGGUGCUAUGGGUGCUCUCGGCCUGGUCGCUCUCCUCGCUCUGUAAAUUUGCCCGUCUAUGUGAUGGAGCAGAGUCCCUCUGGUAAUCUAUGGGUUAUGAAUCAUGUGUCGCCGUUUGGCUUGUAUAGGUACAGGAUAUGAACCGGGGUCAUGAUUGGUACAAUAUUACUUAUUCUCCUGCUCUUCGGAGCUGUUAAUCUAAUGACCGACUUAAUGGAUGGAAUAUGAAUGAAAU